This is a messenger RNA of Haemorhous mexicanus (house finch), 3497 nucleotides long. It is a transcript of the gene PSTPIP1, whose product is annotated as proline-serine-threonine phosphatase interacting protein 1. Gene Ontology annotation, biological process: actin filament polymerization. Gene Ontology annotation, molecular function: actin filament binding. The transcript has 15 exons. The record is from RefSeq and is a predicted model, not a curated record. Bases 160 to 1719 code for a protein of 519 amino acids. Gene Ontology annotation, cellular component: actin filament; cytoplasm; plasma membrane. Lineage: Eukaryota; Metazoa; Chordata; Aves; Passeriformes; Fringillidae.
CAGACCACAGCAUUAGAGAAUAGCUUGUUUCUUUGUAUUGUGCUGGUUUCUUUUGCACUGUAAUUGUCCUCUCUCUUCCUGCAGCUGAUCAAAUCAUAUCACUGAACUUAGUGCCUUUUUUCCCCCCUCUAUUUUUUUCCUGUCCGCUCACACACACCCAUGGCAAGGAGCAGCCUGACACCAUUUGACAUCUCUUUGCUUCCUCAUUUCAAUAUUAACUGUUUACCAGAAGAGAAACAGGUUUGGGGUGCGGGUGCUGAGCCUGUGUGUGAGCAACAGCUCUUUUGCCUUCUGUCCCUCACAGCCACAGGUCAUUUCUCUGAGCUGCCUGGGACAGCCCCAUGCUAUUGGCACCAGCCUGACCUCAGCAGUGACAGCUCUGUGGAUGUGCUGCACUCUCUGCUUGGGCUGGGGUGCAGUGACAAGACUCAGAGCUGUGCCUGCUGCCACUCACCCCACAACGGACUUGCUGAAGGAUUCCUACCCCUUCACAGAGCAAUAAUAAUGACCCAGCUGCAGUUUAAAGAUGCUUUUUGGUGCAAGGAGUUCACCUUCCACACUGGCUACGAGGUGCUCGUACAGCGGCUGCUGGAGGGGAAGAAGAUGUGCAAAGACGUGGAGGAUUUGCUCAAGCAGAGAGCACAAGCAGAAGAGAGAUAUGGGAAAGAGCUGGUUCAGAUCGCCCGAAAAGCAGGAGGACAAACAGAAAUCAACACACUGAAGGAAGCGUUUGAGAUGCUCAAGCAACAAAUUGAAAGUGUUGGAAACUCUCAUAUCCAGCUGGCAGUAAUGCUGAAGGAAGAGCUGAAAGGAAUAGAGGAGUUCCGAGAAAGGCAGAAGGAGCAAAGAAAAAAGUACGAGUCUGCAAUGGAGAGGGUGCAGAAGAGCAAACUGUCCCAUUAUAAGAAAACCAUGGAGUCCAAGAAGAGCUACGAGCAGAAGUGCCGGGAGGCGGACGAGGCCGAGCAGUCCCUGGAACGCGCCAGCGCUGCAGGCAACCCGAGGCAAACAGAGAAGAGCCAGAACAAAGCCAAGCAAUGCAGAGAUGCAGCAAAUGAAGCAGAGAACGUUUACAAGCAGAACAUCGAGCAGCUGGAUAAGGUCAGGACAGAGUGGGAGCAGGAACAUAUCAAAACCUGUGAGGUCUUCCAGCUGCAGGAGUGCGACCGCAUCACGAUCCUGCGCAACUCGCUGUGGGUGCACUGCAACCAGCUGUCCCUGCAGUGUGUGAAGGAUGAUGAGAUGUAUGAAGAGGUUCGGGUCAGCUUGGAGAACUGUGUUGUAGAGUCAGACAUAGACUACUUCAUUAAGACAAAAAUGACAGGAACACAACCUCCAGAUGCCAUAGGCUACGAGAGAUACUCCAGCAGGGAGCCCGGCCGGCGCAGCCCCAGCCAGUCCUGCGGCAUGAUCAAGAGGUUCUCUGGACUACUGCAUGGGAGCAGCAAAAACAACGCAGAAACUGCCACUCCUUCAGCCCCUCCUCUGGAGAGAACAGAAGGAGUCUAUGCAUCCAUUUUUGUCAAUGAGAAAGCUGAGAUCACAUCAUCACAGGACUACAGAGUACUUUAUGACUACACAGCCCAGAACGUGGAUGAGCUGGACAUCAGUGAGGGGGACACCGUGGUCGUCAUCGCGGAGAACGAGGACGGCUGGUGGACAGCAGAGAGGAACGGCCAGAGGGGCUUCGUGCCAGGCUCUUACCUUGAAAAGCUCUGAUGGAAAGGAGCCCCAGUCCUCAGACUUUACAAAUAUUCUAUUACUGAAAACAAUCAGCACACAAGGUCUGCUUCAGCUGACCAAGAGCAUCCCAAUAAUAAUGUUUUCUACAACCACCAGUCAGGAAAUAACCAACUGACCAUGCUUUUCUCUCCCUUGCUCCUGCUUCAUCCCACUAUUCUCCUGGCCUAAAAAAACCAUCUUCACUCCUGAGAGAUUAGGACUUGCACGUUUUGGCACAGUCACUCAGCACUGUGCUGCCAGCAAUGUUUCUAAGCUUGCUGAUCCUGGGAGGAAAAUCCCACCCAGAUCUCAGCUGUGCAAAGGGAAAGCUGGCAGAAGCAAGUGCAGUUUCUGCAGGCUGGAGGACUGUCCCCAGCCAGCCUGGGAGCCACCCUUAUGGUCAUGACACAUUCUCUGCCAUGGAUCCCUUUCUCCCCAUGCCAUGCUGGCAUUUUUGACAGAGGAUGGUUUAUCAGUCACAGAUGAAAAUACAAAAAACAAUGAAUGCACCCAGAGAGGAGCACCUGAAGGACAAGGACACAUCCUCUCACAACACAACCAUCUCCUAACACAAUGGAAUCCAUGCUAGCCAUGGGCUCUGCUUUGGGACAGAUUCUGGGACAGAUGAUGGGCCCAAGGCUUUCUUUUGCUUUGGCUGGAAGGUUUCCCUAACACCUCUCUGGGAUGAUGGAGUUUAAAAGUCCAACAAGACAAACAGCAGCUAAGCCAAGCCCUGCAGCAGUGCUGCAGUGCCCUGAUUCCUCUCCUGUGAGCCCCAGAGAAUUGCCAAUUACCUCCCCCUGCAAUGGCAGCAGGGCAGCCUCCCUUCCACUGCUCAGCCUCUCCUGCCCAGGCUGCUCUGGCUCCCUGUGCUGCCUGCAGCCUCUGCACCUCUGUGAUUGCUGCCACAGGGACACCCUGGGCUCUUUCCAGCCAUCUCUAAUGUGCUCAUUCUGCAACAAAACCUCUUCAGAGGUGCUGCACUGGGCAGGUUCACUGUAUGUCACAGAUUUCAGCUCUAUCAGUCUUUCUAGUUUAAUAUUUAAGAAUGUUCUCAGCUGUUACUGUACAAGGGAUUGAUGGAUAGUUUCUGCCAUUCUUCCCUUUUCAGUAUUUCAAGACAGUUUAAAAAUUUUUAAACCUGGUGAUUUAAUUUGAAUCAGAGCAAAUUAUUUCUGGGGGCAGAAUGACCAUUUGCCAAGGUUUCAGGCCUUAAAACUGAAUCAAGACACUGAAAAUUAAUCUUAUUGCUACCUGAAAGGCACGGAGGAGAGAGGGCCUGUUAGCUCAGACACACAAAAAACACAAAAGAAAAAGGUGUAAUGGUCAAUGCAAUCUUUUCUUAAAUGAAACACAGUGAAGGUCCGAGGCACUUGCAGUAUCUUAUUUGAACUUCUGUUCCUUCAAGGAUGAAACAGAAGUUCCAGGCCCUUUCCCUUUGGCUGCCUGCAGUCCUUCCCACACUCCCCAGUUCCCCCCAGCACAUCCACAGCAGCCCCUGGCACCAGCCCAGGCUUGGGAUGGCACUGAAGGCAGCAGAGUGAGAGCAGCACUGCCCAGGCUGGAAGGGAAGGGGAGGCCUCUGUGACACACCUCAGGUGACACAAAGGACAGCACGAGUGGAGGCUGCCCAGCAAGCACAGCAUCCCUUCUUAGCCACAGCAGGAGAGGAAACCAAAAGCACCAGAGAUUUAAUGUAUUCACUUCUUGAACACUCAAUCUUCCACAAAGAAGACUGUAAUGAACCAAUAAAUAAAUAAAUAAAUUUAGGUGGA